This is a messenger RNA of Caretta caretta (loggerhead turtle), 1630 nucleotides long. It is a transcript of the gene RHCE, whose product is annotated as Rh blood group CcEe antigens. Gene Ontology annotation, cellular component: plasma membrane. Gene Ontology annotation, molecular function: ammonium channel activity. Gene Ontology annotation, biological process: ammonium transmembrane transport; ammonium homeostasis. The record is from RefSeq and is a predicted model, not a curated record. NCBI's taxonomy places the organism in Eukaryota, Metazoa, Chordata, Testudines, Cheloniidae.
UGCGGGCUUGCACUCCUGACCUGCCUUAGAUAAGGAGCUAUUCCUUGCUAACGCCUCUUGGGCUUUCUUAUCACAUCAAAGCUUUUAUUCCCUCCUCACCUCCCACCUUCUGUUGGUUUGAGGUUGGUGGAACGUUUUUAUAGAAGAAAAAUAUUCAUGUGUGUUUUUAACACCAGAGCUAACGUACAAUGGGUUCUGACUAUCCUCCCAGUCUCCGAUGUGGUCUCCCUGGGCUCAUACUCUUUUUGGAAACUGCCUUUAUCCUCAUAUUUUGGUUUUGCUUUUCAAAGGAAAGUCAAAGCACAUCAGAAGACCUUGAAAUCUAUCCUGCAUUUCAAGAUGUCAACGUCCUGGUGAUUUUUGGAUUUGGCUUCCUCCUGGCUUCCUUCAAAAGAUAUGGAUUUAGCAGCAUUGGAUUCAACCUGCUAAUUGCCACACUUGGAGUUCAGUGGGCUGUGCUCGUGGAAGGAUUUUUGUUUGCUUCCUCAGCAGGAAAAGUGAAAAUCGGCCUGCACAGUGUAUUAAAGGCCACUAUAAGUGUAACUGCUGUUCUAAUCUCAGCUGGAGCUCUUCUGGGCAAGGCUAACCCUAUUCAGUUGAUUUGGAUGGCGAUGGUGGAGGUGGCAGCUUUCAGUACGAGCAGAUGGAUCAAUGUCAGAUUCCUGAAGAUUGAGGAACACACAAGCUUGAUGCACGUUCACAUAUUUGGAACCUACUUUGGCUUGGCAGUCUCCUGGUGGCUGUACCAUUCUUCACUGAGUAAAAGGAUUGAAAAGGAAACAUCUAAUCCGAUAUCUGAUUUGUUUUCAAUGCUGGGCACGCUCUUUCUGUGGAUGUUCUGGCCAAGCUUCAACUCUGUGCUAAUCGUGGAUGUGAUGGAAAAGAGGAACGCCAUCUGCAACACUUACUAUGCCAUCGCUGUGAGUGCUGUGGCUGCUUUUGCACUGUCAUCCUUGAGCAGCAGGAAUGGAAAAAUCAGGAUGAUCCACAUCCACCAUGCAGCACUAGCAGGAGGGGUUGCUCUUGGUUUCUCAGCUCCCGUUAUUCCACAUCCUUGGAUUGCCAUGAUUUUGGGUCUGCUUGCCAGCAUGGUCGCUGUACUGGGAUCUCACUGUUUACAGACAUAUUUGAAUUCGGUGCUCAAGAUUCAUGACACCUGUGGCGUCCAUUACACGUUUGGGUUGCCUGGAUUGCUUGGAGCGAUAGUCAAUGUCAUUCUCUUCAUAAUAAUCAAGUGGGCCAGUUUAUCAACACUGGGUUAUCUAGCCUUGAUUGAAGUUGGCUCUUUCAUGUUGACCACUGCUAUAGGUUUGGGAACAGGUUUCAUUACAGGUUUCAUUUUAACUUUCAAACGAUGGAAGACACUGCCUGCAUCAAAGUACUUUGAUGACCAAGCUUAUUGGGAGUUUCCCCAUUUGGCUUAUGGAUUUUGAACAGAGGGACCGGACCCAAAUUACAGAAGAUUAGACCAAGAUGAGGAAAACAUUUCCUAUCCUCUGCUACAGAAAAUUAAUUGGGAGGGAGAAGAAAAGGUUAAAUAUGACUCCUGAAUUUCAGAAUGUAGAAACAUCAUUGCAAUGGGCUGCUUUCAAUUCUUAUUAAAUGAUACAGUAUGCAAAGUCACAGAUAA